Molecule: messenger RNA, 1065 nt
Organism: Myripristis murdjan (pinecone soldierfish)
Lineage: Eukaryota; Metazoa; Chordata; Actinopteri; Holocentriformes; Holocentridae
Product: galanin receptor type 1
Exons: 3
Coding region: 1-1065 (354 amino acids)
Biological process (GO): negative regulation of adenylate cyclase activity; G protein-coupled receptor signaling pathway; positive regulation of cytosolic calcium ion concentration
Cellular component (GO): plasma membrane
Molecular function (GO): galanin receptor activity
Source: RefSeq, a predicted model, not a curated record
AUGAACCUGUCAGAUUAUGUUUGUGAGCUCGAAUUCCUCUUGGACGAGCCGUGGAACCUCAGCAGGCUCCAUGAAAACGAUCAGAAACUUUUAUUCGGGAUCGGCACGGAUAAUUUCAUCACGCUGCUGGUUUUCGGGCUCAUAUUUACGCUCGGCGUGCUGGGGAACUCUAUGGUGAUCACCGUGCUGGCCCGGAGUAAACCAGGCAAGCCACGGAGCACCACCAACAUUUUCAUCCUCAACCUCAGCAUAGCGGACCUCUCCUACCUGCUCUUCUGCAUCCCGUUCCAGUCCACCAUCUACAUGAUGCCGACGUGGGUGCUGGGCGCCUUCAUUUGCAAAUUUAUCCAUUAUUUCUUCACCGUGUCCAUGUUGGUCAGCAUCUUCACCCUGUCUGCUAUGUCCGUGGACCGCUACAUCGCCAUAGUCCACUCCAGAAAGUCCUCUUCUAUCCGGGUGGCCAAGCACGCUUUCAUCGGAGUGGUGGUCAUUUGGAUACUGUCUCUGGCCAUGGCAGCGCCGGUGAUGUAUUACCAGAACAUCUUUCACAGAGGAGAGAACCACACCUUUUGCUGGGAAGUGUGGCCAGAUCAAAACCAGAAGAAAGUUUAUGUGGUUUGCACGUUUGUUUUUGGCUACGUGUUGCCCCUGCUGCUCAUUUCCUUCUGUUACGCAAAGGUUUUAAAUCACUUACAUAAAAAACUAAGAAAUAUGUCCAAAAAGUCAGAGGCAUCAAAGAAAAAGACUGCUCAGACGGUGCUGGUGGUGGUGGUGGUGUUCUGCCUGUCUUGGCUCCCCCAUCACGUCGUCCACCUCUGGGUGGAGUUUGGGACCUUCCCGCUGAACCAGGCCUCCUUUGUGUUACGGGUGGCCGCCCACUGCCUGGCUUACAGCAACUCCUCCGUCAACCCGGUCAUCUACGCCUUCCUGUCGGAGAACUUCAGGAAGGCUUACAAGCAGGUGUUUAAGUGCCAGAUCGGUACGAGUGACUCGCCACUCAACGACAUCAAGGAGAUCCGCAGCAAGGCCGAAACCCCGCCUUCUACUAACUGCACCAAUGUCUGA